UUUUUACCUCAUAGUUUUGAAAAGUCCACUUUUUUGGCAAGUGUGUACUGUAAGAACAAUAUGUUCUUUCUAAGUCUGUUACUUCUGGUAUUUUCAAAUCUCAUUUUAGUAAUUUCUAAAAGGCCUCAAACUUGCCUCAUUAAGACAUCCUUGAAGACUCUUAGUUUUGUUAUAUGCAGAAUGCUAGUAUCAGCUGUGCUAUUGUAGAAAUUUCCUUUUGUGAAGACACUUCCUCAAGUGCAGUUUCUAAUAGCUAACUAUUGGCCUCUUCUGGGAAGAAAUACCCUGUGACAUCAAAUAAAUCAAAAAUCCCAAUACUAUGUCAAUAAUGAAGUAACCAAACAACUUUGUGGAGCAAAUUAUACAGCGGCUCAUCAGAGUUCUGAUUUCCUUAUUAAAUUUGAAUGGAGGCAGCAGCUGCAGUUUGAAUUUCUUGCUUAUCAUCCAGAUUCUAUAAAGCACAAAUCUAUUUUCUGCAAAUAGUUUCUAAAACUUCUUCCAUACACCGGAAAAAAGCUUAGUGAUUACAGCCAAGAGCUUAGAAUGGGGUCUGAGACAUUAAAUAUACCUUAAGGAGUACAAUUACCUGAUAAGUCUGAUAGUUGUUCUUAAUUAAUGAUACCUCUAAGGACCAGAUACACUCAAAAUCUAGAAAGUAAAAAUUAUUUUAUAUUUUUUUAAUCAAUAAUAAAAUCACACUCUGCAAAUGCACAGGAACAGGAGACAAUAGAAACAACUUAAUUGUGAAGCACAUUUAACUGUGAAGCAGAUUAAAGACUGGCUUGUUCCUGGUUUAAUUUGAUGUACAGGCCUAUCUCUCACCCACAGUCAGGUAAGUAUUUUGGUAUGUUUUACAGAACAGGUGAGAUGCAAAUAACAUUUUUAACUAUGGGUACUGGAGAACUGAAUAGACUCUUUAAAAGAACAAAGAUUAAUGCAGUAUUACAGAAGGUUGUUUCAAGUUUCUCCCUAGGCACAAUAAUGCCUUAAUAAAAUAUUUCACUUCAGUUUUUAUUCCUCUCUUUCUCACUUACUUUGCAAAUAAGAAUAAAUACUUAAUAAGCUGGUUUGUGAAUAGAUCUUUCAGUACAUUCAAUCCCACGCAGGUUCUCUGCAACACAAUUUUUCUUAAGAGCUAUCCGAGCUUCCGAGAUGCCUUCUGUUCUGGAUUUCAUUGUACUUUCCAUGCAAAGCGCUCUUGCCGUACGCAUUCCUUCCGACAGGAACUUCUGGGCACAGGGAAGCCAUCUGCUGGCCACCCAGCCCGGGGGAUUGCUGUCACCUUGUGUCCCGGCGUUCCAGAGCCUGGGUAGCGGUAGUCAGUGGCAGAACUCUCAAAGUCCGCUUUGGAUAGCAGCUGGCUCUGGGAUGGGGCUGGACUGCGUGCGGAUCCCUCCUUUGCACUGCGGUGCUUCUAAUGUUCAUGGUAUCCAGAGCAACGGGAGCACUUCUGGGCAUCUCAGCACACAACAAAGUGACUAAAUUUUAAACAUAAUUCCUGUAGUAUGGAGAGCUGCUGUCCUUUGGGGGUUUUGCUGGGGAAAAUAAAUGCCUUUUCCAGGCUGUGUCCUGGGUGCCCUUAACGCCGAGUGCCGCGGCUGGCGGUGGGGACGGAGGAAUGCUCGUACUUGGAAGCAAACCCAUCCUUGUGGAAUUGCUGUAGUGGAGUAGCGUGACAGACUUUGACAUGCCUAGGACUACGACAUUCUUAAGCUUUGUGCCAUGGGAGGUUUAGGUUGACUACUAGGAAGAAUUUCUUCACAGAAAGGGUGGUUAGACAUUGGAAUGGCUGCCCGGGAAGUGGUGGAGUCACCAUCCCUGGAGGUGUUUAAAGGAAAGACUGGACGUGGAGGCCAGUGCUAUGGUCUAGUUGACAUCUAGUGUAUGGUCACAGGCUGGACUGUGAUGAUCACCGGUCUGUGAUGGUACCACCCGUGGGAGCCCUUUCCUUGGCUCUCGCAGGCAGCGGGCAGAUGACCAUCAGAGGUGCGGGGAGGCGGCCGACAAGACCUUCACAUCCCAAGGCGUGCCUCCAGCUCAGCCUGCCGCCAGCCGGCGAGGAGCGAGGGAAGGGCGGCUUGGGUCGCACAUCCCGCGGGAUCGGGCCGGAGCCGCAGCCUCCUCCCGGCGGGCGCCGCUUCCGCCACGUGUCCCGCCGGGCCCGCUGGUUGCCGCGGCGACGGGAACCUCUCCCGCCCCUUCCGGCCUCGCAUGGCGCCGUCUCUUCCGCUGCGGGGAGUAAUAUGGGGACAAUACACCUGUUCCGCAAAUCACAGAGAUCAUUGGUUGGAAAGUUAACACAUGAAUUUAGGUUGGUUGCAGCAGACAGAAGGUCCUGGAAGAUUUUACUGUUCGGUGCUAUAAAUUUAAUAUGUAUUGGCUUCCUGCUCAUGUGGUGCAGCUCUACAAACAGCAUAGCUUUAACUGCUUACACAUAUUUGACAAUCUUUGACCUUUUCAGUUUGAUAACAUGUCUAAUAAGCUACUGGGUAAUGAUGAAGAAACCCAGCCCAGUCUAUUCAUUUGGGUUUGAAAGGUUUGAAGUUCUAGCUGUAUUUGCAUCUACAGUUCUGGCACAGCUUGGUGCUCUUUUUAUACUGAAAGAAAGUGCGGAGCGGUUUCUGGAACAGCCUGAGAUACACACGGGACGACUGCUGGUUGGUACUUUCGUGGCUCUCUUUUUCAACUUAUUUACAAUGCUUUCCAUUAAGAAUAAGCCUUUUGCUUAUGUCUCUGAAGCUGCCAGCACAAGUUGGCUUCAGGAACAUGUUGCAGAUCUUAGUAGAAGUAUUUGUGGAAUCAUCCCGGGAUUGAGUAGCAUCUUUCUGCCACGGAUGAACCCUUUUGUCUUGAUUGAUAUUGCUGGAGCUCUGGCUCUUUGCAUUACAUAUAUGCUCAUUGAAAUCAACAAUUACUUUGCUGUGGACACAGCCUCUGCUAUAGCAAUUGCUUUGAUGACUUUUGGUACCAUGUAUCCCAUGAGUGUCUACAGUGGGAAAGUACUACUUCAGACAACCCCACCUCAUGUGAUUGGCCAGUUAGAUAAACUUCUUAGGGAGGUUUCAACUUUGGAUGGUGUGUUGGAAGUCCGAAAUGAGCAUUUCUGGACAUUAGGGUUUGGCACUUUGGCUGGAUCAGUCCAUGUCCGAAUUCGGAGAGAUGCAAAUGAGCAAAUGGUCCUUGCCCAUGUCACUAACAGAUUAUACACAUUGGUCUCUACCUUGACUGUUCAGAUUUUCAAAGAUGACUGGAUCAGACCUACCUUAUCAUCUGUGCCUAUCACAAACAAUAUUCUGAACCUUUCGGAUCAUCACAUUAUUCCAAUGCCAUCUUUGAAAGCUGCUGACAAUUUGAAUCCUGUUACCUCCACUCCAGCUAAGCCCAGCAGCCCACCACCAGAAUUUUCUUUUAACACGCCAGGCAAAAAUGUGAGUCCAGUCAUCCUUCUAAACACUCAGACAAAGCCCUAUGGAUUGGGCUUUAAUCAUGGAUCUGCACCCUACAGCAGUGUACUCAAUCAAGGACUUGGAAUACCAGGAAUUGGAGCAGCUCAAGGAUUCAGAACUGGUUUUGCAAAUGUCCCAGGCAGAUAUGGAACAAAUGCUCGUGGUCAGCCCCGACCGUAAUAAACACCAUUAUUUAUUAUACUUAAGGGUAUUGACUUAAUUCUUUUAUUACCCAAUUUUUAUAAACAUUUGGAAUGUCACAUCAUUCUGAAUGGCUGGGAACAAGUGCUUUGUUCAUAUUCAUGAAGUGGUUAAAUAGCAGUUUUUUCCUUCGCAUCGGCAGUAGCCUGUGUAAUGCCACAGAUAUUUUGCAGAGUUACAAUACUUUACAAGUAGUUUUUAUAGGGUGUCUAUUUCUACUCAUCUUUUUUAUCCACUUUUCUUCAUUUAUCCAAGAAUGUAUUGAGAUGCAGCACAACUCCAUAAGAGAAUUCAUUGUGACCAGGUAGCUUUUUUUUUUUUCCUAAUGAAAAUUACUGGAUGCUGAAUAGCUGAGAGAAUAGGAGAUGGCAGAAAUACAAGUCCCAAUUUUCAGACAUGUUUGAUUGCUGUAUUAAGCCAUGUUUGGGCCAAAUCACAAUUAGUUUUUGGUUGCAAAAAUCCAUCGAUAUUCAUGUUGUGGCCAUUGUGAAGGCAAUCUGGCAUUUCAGAUUGUAAUUGAUUUUGCAAGACCGUGUUUUUACAUUUUUAUUGAUGCUUUUAUAGAAAUUCAAAUGGUUCAGCAACCAUUUUCUAGUUGUAAGUAUUCCAUACUCAUCUCGGAUAUUUCUUACUUUUUGGUUUAAAUGCAAAAUUAUUUAGCAAUAUAUUGGGAAAUAAAAUACUUAAAACUUAAGAUUUUACAAGCACCUCUUUUUUACAAUUAACCCUAUUAAGGAUACAGAACAGAUGACUGUUGUUUCUGAAGCCAGUAUUUAAUUUUUGACUAUGGGGAGUAUUCUAUGAUUUGAUUGUGACUUUGUAUUUUCCUCUUUGUAUUUUUUUAAUAGUUCCAGGGGGAAAAGUAAUUUAUUUGUAUUCCUUGUUUAAAUCCAGAGUACAGGUCAGUGAUCGCUGAGAGUUCGUAGUCACUGCUGGACUGCUUAACCUUUGGGGCACACUUGGAACAACACUUGUGCUUUUGCAUUACUGUCCUACUGUAUUUGCAGAGCUGUCUGCAUUUCUCCAGGGCCUUUCACAGAGAGCUCUUCUCUCUCAUUGCUGUCUUUUCCUGCUCUGCUCUGACAACAGGGAAAGGCCUUUUAGAAAUGCUUCAAUUUUCUUCUGUUCCCCUGUGCAGUCUCUACAUUACAAUUGCUCCUCUGCACAUUCUUCUGCAUCUCUUGGCCGCCUAGGAAUGGGUUGCCCAUUCCUGUAGUUUCACUUGCAACUCAGGGUGCUCUAUAUUGGCUUCCACCUUGUUCAUCUGUGUGCUAAGUCAGUCACUCCAGUGAGAUGGUUACAUGGAGCUGUAGUAUCUCAGGGAUUCCAAAGAUACUAUGUUACCUGAAGAUAAUUGCUUUGAUGAAGAAAUCUUCCUUAUGUAGAUCUGAGUGGAGAAAACAGCCUUCAUUUGGAUUUUAAAGAUCUGUGGCCUCUUCACUGGCUGAGGAUUUAUUUUUCUUUUUCUGUAUAAGAAUACUGCGUUCCUCUUUUUUCUGUUUGCCUCCCCCUCCAUGACCUGUGUUUCUUGAGCCAGUGCUUGGAGGAGGGAGUCAUUCAUGCAAGGUGGCAUUCUGCAUGAUAGAAAUGUAUCUUUUGGGGAUGUUUCAGGCUGAGGGUAGUGCCCAGACAGCCACGGGGACGCUGUCCAUGUAAGCUACAAGUGGGGAAUCGAGUUCUGUACUUCAUUUGCAGCGAGAGUGAAAAUUUCAUUGCUCUGUUAGAAAAUGUAAUGACCUGGCAAAUUUCCACUUAAAGAUUGCAAUGAAGUUACAACAAUUGGCUCUGUUUCAGUGAGGUCAGUAUUAACUCAGUAAUCACCUGAGGUCCAUUAUCCUGUCUUUCUGUGAGUCUAUUACAUGUGCCAUUGCUGCAUGGAAAUUCACUGAAGUACAGAACACUUGAACAGAUUCUCUGUACCUCUUGGGUGCUGAACUAGACUGCAGUUUCUACAGCAUCUGCAACACCUUAGAGCCAGCAGAAUGUUUACAGUACACUACUCUUGUGUGGCCUGGUUAAGAAUUGUUCCUUACUCCAGUUUCAUAACCACAUGCCCUUUUUCUGAUAUUUUCAAUACAUUGUAUUAUAUUGAAUGCAUGCUUACUUGUUUUCAGUAGAAAAUUAAAUCUCCAUUUUAAUAAAAAA
This is a messenger RNA of Motacilla alba alba, 5792 nucleotides long. RefSeq names its product solute carrier family 30 member 6 (gene SLC30A6). NCBI's taxonomy places the organism in Eukaryota, Metazoa, Chordata, Aves, Passeriformes, Motacillidae. The transcript has 14 exons. Gene Ontology annotation, biological process: monoatomic cation transport; transmembrane transport. The coding region runs from base 1923 to 3626 and encodes 567 amino acids. Gene Ontology annotation, molecular function: monoatomic cation transmembrane transporter activity. Gene Ontology annotation, cellular component: membrane. The record is from RefSeq and is a predicted model, not a curated record.